Messenger RNA from Trichomycterus rosablanca, 2591 nucleotides. It is a transcript of the gene slc23a2, whose product is annotated as solute carrier family 23 member 2. The transcript is spliced from 15 exons. Gene Ontology annotation, molecular function: transmembrane transporter activity. Gene Ontology annotation, biological process: L-ascorbic acid metabolic process; transmembrane transport. NCBI's taxonomy places the organism in Eukaryota, Metazoa, Chordata, Actinopteri, Siluriformes, Trichomycteridae. Gene Ontology annotation, cellular component: membrane. The coding region runs from base 319 to 2286 and encodes 655 amino acids. The record is from RefSeq and is a predicted model, not a curated record.
GUGAGUGUGUGGAACCAGAUCUGAGCAGAUGAGCGUGUGUGUGUUCCGUGGAGGCGUUUAAUCACUGGAAAUCAUCUCAUCUGAGUUCGUAUCAGCGAGAAGAUUCACAUUUACACACCAUUAAUGAGAAGCAGCGGUGAGAAGCAGAUUCAAGUACAAUAAGUUGGCUUCACUUUCCUCUCCCACACAGAUGAGCUGGCUGGCCGGGCGCUGGACCAUGUGACUGCAGAGGGCAGAACAGACGAGUCUCUUUCAGAGCCAGAGAGCCGGUGGAGGAAAAGUGUGGAGGCGCAGAACGAGCAGGUGGUGAGCGGAGGAAUGGGCGUGGGGAAGAACUCCACCUGCAAAUCCAUGGACUCCACAGCGCAGCCAAGCAAAUAUGAAGAGGAGAACGAACACAGUGCCGACUUCUACCCCAUCCACGUGGUGGUUAAUGGAGUGUCACUGACCGCUGGAGACCAGGACAUGGAGGACACUGAGCUCAUGGCCAUGUACACUAAAGAGCGACAAGCUGCUGAUAAAAGUUCAUUAUCGGAAACAGUGGACAGUACAGAGAGCACCGACGCUCGCAAACAUGACAUGAUCUACACCAUAGAAGAUACUCCGCCUUGGUAUCUGUGUAUCUUCCUGGGUUUACAGCACUAUCUCACAUGCUUCAGCGGGACGAUCGCUGUGCCGUUCUUACUGGCUGAGGCCAUGUGUGUGGGCUUCGACCAGUGGGCUACUAGUCAGCUGAUUGGCACCAUCUUCUUCUGUGUGGGCAUCACCACGCUGCUGCAGACUACUGUCGGCUGUCGACUUCCGUUGUUCCAGGCCAGCGCUUUUGCAUUCCUCGCUCCAUCCAAGGCCAUCCUGUCCUUAGAUAAAUGGAAGUGUAAUGAAACAGUUGUUCCUUUGGUGAACAGCACUGAACUCCUGCACACAGAGCACAUCUGGUACCCCAGGAUCAGAGAGAUUCAAGGGGCGAUUAUAGUGUCCUCUCUGGUAGAGGUGUGUAUAGGAGCAUUGGGUCUCCCAGGCAUUUUGCUGAAGUACAUUGGGCCCCUCACCAUCACACCUACCGUGGCCCUGAUUGGCCUCUCCGGCUUCCAGGCAGCAGGGGAGAGAGCGGGCAAGCACUGGGGCAUUGCCAUGCUGACAAUAUUUCUGGUGCUGCUCUUCUCUCAGUACGCUCGUAAUGUACAGCUGCCGCUUCCCAUCUACAAAGCCAAAAAAGGAUGGACCUCAUACCGCCUUCAGCUCUUCAAGAUGUUUCCUAUCAUUAUGGCGAUUCUAGUCUCAUGGCUGCUGUGUUUCAUCUUCACGGUGACGGACGUGUUUCCUCCAGAGAAAGAUCAGUAUGGCUACUAUGCUCGGACAGAUGCCAGGCAGGGCAUCUUGGCAGCCGCACCCUGGUUUAAAGUACCCUACCCCUUUCAGUGGGGGUUGCCGACGGUCACUACAGCAGGCGUCAUUGGCAUGAUGAGUGCUGUGGUUGCCAGUAUUAUUGAAUCUAUUGGUGAUUAUUACGCAUGUGCACGGCUGUCCUAUGCUCCACCUCCUCCUGUACACGCUAUUAACAGGGGGAUUUUGAUUGAAGGUCUGUCCUGCGUUUUGGACGGUGUGUUCGGCACUGGAAACGGCUCCACAUCUUCCAGCCCAAACAUUGGUGUGCUGGGCAUCACUAAGGUGGGCAGUAGGCGGGUGAUUCAGUACGGCGCGGCGUUCAUGCUGCUGUUAGGAACCGUGGGGAAGUUCAGUGCGCUCUUCGCAUCUCUUCCUGACCCGGUGCUGGGUGCUUUGUUCUGCACCCUGUUUGGCAUGAUUACAGCUGUGGGAUUAUCCAACCUCCAGUUCAUCGACCUCAACUCCUCACGCAACCUCUUCGUUCUGGGCUUUUCCAUCUUCUUUGGCCUUGUCCUGCCCAGCUACCUCAAGGGAAACCCUCUCGUCACUGGAAUCGUUGAGAUUGACCAGGUGUUGAAUGUUCUGCUGACCACAGCCAUGUUUGUAGGAGGUUCUGUGGCCUUUAUUUUGGACAACACUAUACCCGGCACUUUGGAGGAGCGAGGAAUCCGGAAGCUUAAGCGCGGCACCGGUUCCAGCUCCUCAGAGCUGAAAGGGAUGCGAUCCUACGACCUCCCAUUUGGCAUGGACUUUCUGCGGCGACACCGCAUUUUCCAGUACCUGCCGAUCAGCCCUACGUUCACUGGCUACCCGUGGAACACGCUGGGUGAGGUCUGUCAGGGGAGCAGCCGAGAGGAGGGCGAAGCUUCGAAGACAGAGACUGGAGAUACUAGGGUGUAGUGCUGGUAGAGCUUGAACCUUGAUCUUAAUACUUUGUGUUUUCCCUGGUCUACAUUAGAGCAGGCAAAGCAUGAACCUGAUGAGCGAGGACUGAGAUUAGCAACCACUGAGUUUGUUUCAGUGCAGCGCUGCUUUUAGGUGAAUUAGAGAGACUCCUCAUGGGGUUAUAGAAUGCACACACACACACACACACACACUUUCUCUUUUGUGCUUUAUCCAGCAGCUGUAACAUACAAACCUGUUGUCUGGAUGACGGGACACUACAGUGUUUCAGGAUGGCGGUUAUAAAAACAUUCCACCGGUGA